Didymodactylos carnosus is the source of this 1396-nucleotide messenger RNA. NCBI's taxonomy places the organism in Eukaryota, Metazoa, Rotifera, Eurotatoria, Philodinida, Philodinidae. The record is from the annotation of a GenBank genome assembly.
AUGUGCCAAUGGGAUAGUAACGUCUUUGCAAGGCAAUUAAAAAGUAUCAUUAAUAACAAUAAUCCUCAAUCAGAAGAUAAAUUAAACACCGAACAAUUAUCUGGAGUUGUUUAUGAUAUUAAAUGUAAUGACUGUCAUGGAGAGUAUCCUGGUAAAACUAUUAGGCAAAUGAGUCGUAGAACAAACGAACAUGAGAAAGAUGUGGAUAAAGCUAUGAUAUUCCUCACUAGGGAUUUAUAUCAGAAUAAAAAUAAACGAAAUGCAAAAAAGCAAAUAAUUAAACCACAAAGUCAAGUUAAUUUGCGACGUAGUGAUCGUGUUGCUAAGAGGAACGUAUCAUCAGUUGUUUCAACACAGCUUCCGCCAGUACAAGAAGAGUUUAAACCAAAAUCAGCUCUAGGAAAACACGUAAUAAAAGCAGGACAUUCAAUCGGUUUCAAGAAUAUUUCGAUUGUAGAACGAGACAAUAAUCGUUAUCGGUUGUUAGUUAAAGAAUCUCUUGCUAUCAGAUCAAAAGGUCCUAUCUUUAAUGGUACUGAUAGAUCAGUUUCACUUCACGUCUUUCCAGAAGGUCAUUUCAGUACAAAUGUGAAGGGAAGGAAAAAGAAAAAGAAAAAACAGUAACGUUCACGAACAGUUUUCUUGUUUUUCUUUCUGUUUCUUCAGAGACUAUAUAUAUAUAUAUAAGUGUGUUAGACAGUUCACUCUAUAGGUACAUUUUAUAACUUGUUAUAUUUUCUGAUGAUGAAUAAAGUUUAUUCGAAAGCUUAAUAAGUUUAUAAAUAUGAAUAGUUCAGCUGCAAUCAUACGUGAUUCAUUGAUUAAUAAAGUCCUGCCAAUGAAUUUCUUCACUCGGUUUGAAUAAUUGUACCUAAAAAGAAAAGAACAACGAUGAUCGUCGCCUGCCCAAAUAAGAAAAAUACCGUUACUUAUAGCUACUUUAUAACCAUAAACGGUUAUCAUACACUGACGAUUAGUAAACUAACUUGGUACAGAGUACAAGCGCAAAACUUCUUUAAUGAAUAUAUUCUCCAUCCAUUCCAUAUUGUGAUUAAUAUCAUAAUCGAACCGGUUAUUUGUUCAAAAAUAUCAAUCAAUUUCAUCCUGUAAUUUAGCUGCUAUAUCCAGGGCUGCAAAGAACGGAGGGUACAGGAGAGUGCGCGUCCUCGAAUAAUUGAAAAAGCUGUUGUUAUUUUAUUAGUUAUUUCUCGCACAACAGCUUUUUAGCACUUUCACACUACCGCAGAGAGAAAAUUUGUUUUACACUGCUCUAUCCCAUUGGCACAUAAGUUCUGCACGUUUUUUUUCUGCUCACACAAUAAGCAACUUUAUUUUUCAAAAACAUGCCGCGUCAAUCAGCAAUAUAAUCGCCGUUGUUCUCGACAACUUCUGCCCA